Chara braunii is the source of this 539-nucleotide messenger RNA. The record is from the annotation of a GenBank genome assembly. Lineage: Eukaryota; Viridiplantae; Streptophyta; Charophyceae; Charales; Characeae.
GGUAUGUAUUUGAACCUGAUUUGCUCCAAGGUGCACCUCUCUGCCAAUAGAAAGAAACACAUCAAUCUUAAGAAAGCAAACCAAAAAAGAAGAAAAAAAAGAUGUGUGAGCAGGCUGUAGGAGAAAAGAGUAGAAGAAGAUUUGGACCUACUUACUUCCCAUGCCUCCGUUUGAAGAUGGAGCAUCUGUGAUGAUUAUCCUGAACGUUUCCAAAGGUGCAGAUUGCAACGACCCCUGUGGCCAUGGUGAAGAUGACGAUGACGAUGACGAUGACGAUGACGAUGGCGAUGGCGAUGACGCUGACGCUGACGAUGACGAUGACGAAGACGAUGACGACAAUGAUAAUUCUGCAGCCGUUGGUGACCAUAAUGGUUCCGAGAAUCUGGUCGAUGAAUCGCUUGGCGAAGGGGAUGAUGAUGAUGAUGCUGAUGAUGAUGACGAUGAUGAUGAUGAAGAAGAAGAAAAAGAAGAAGAGGAGGAGGAGGAGGAGGAGAAUUGAGAGGGUAAUGGUACAGACAACGACACUGCUGCAACCUCAG